UUGGUGAAUAGAAAUCAGUGGCAUUGGAGAGAGGGAGGACUCCUCCUACCCAAUUACCCAAGCUGGGCAGGCGUUUGCUCUCUUCACAAAUAGGACACAGGAUCUCUAACACACACAGUCCCAAACCUGACUUUCAAGCAUUCGGAUCCCCAGUAGGAGAUUGGGACUAUCUGAAAAUAUACGUUUAAAACAUCCUCCAGACUUCAACUUUGCCUUUUAUCGUCCGGACUAUACUUUUUUUGCACCAGCCCAACAAGACCGUGGAGAAGUGGACUGGUUCUCCUGCUGUUCCUGCGCCACCCAUCAAAUCCAACCGGCUUGAUUUUUAAAACAUUGAUUGCAUCUGUGUGAAUUUGUUGGUGUAGAUCCAUUCGGAUGCUUUAAGGAUCCGGAAAGCUGUAUAUGGAAGUUGUGGGACGCAAGGCGAAAGAAAGCAGUUGCAUAUUGCGUCCAGCAGCCAUGCUUUUCCACGGCAUCUCUGGGGAUCAUAUUCAAGGGAUCAUGGAGGAGAUGGAGAGGAGAUCUAAAACGGAGUCUCGGCUGGCUAAAACCGUUCAGGUGAACGGACGAGAGACGAGCAUGCCCUCUAUGAGCCCAGAGAAGCCUGCGCUGUGCGCCGGCUGCGGGGGGAAGAUCUCCGACAGAUACUACUUACUCGCCGUGGAUAAACAGUGGCAUUUAAGGUGUCUCAAGUGUUGUGAAUGUAAACUGGCCCUUGAAUCCGAGCUGACGUGUUUCGCGAAGGAUGGCAGCAUUUACUGCAAAGAGGAUUACUACAGAAGGUUCUCCGUGCAGAGAUGUGCCCGCUGCCACCUCGGCAUCUCCGCGUCGGAAAUGGUGAUGCGCGCCAGGGACUCCGUGUACCAUCUGAGCUGCUUCACCUGCACCACAUGCAACAAAACACUGACCACGGGCGACCAUUUCGGCAUGAAAGACAGCUUGGUUUACUGCCGGGUCCACUUUGAGACGCUUAUUCAGGGAGAGUAUCACCCUCAAUUAAACUACGCUGAAUUAGCGGCCAAAGGCGGAGGGCUCGCGCUGCCUUACUUCAAUGGCACCGGCUCGGUGCAGAAAGGAAGGCCCAGGAAGAGGAAGAGUCAGGCGAUGGGGAUAGAUAUCGGCUCGUACAACUCAGGUUGUAACGAGAACGAUGCGGACCAUUUGGAUCGGGAUCAACAGCCCUACCCUCCGUCCCAGAAGACCAAGCGCAUGCGUACAUCAUUCAAACACCAUCAGCUUCGCACCAUGAAGUCCUACUUCGCCAUAAACCACAACCCCGAUGCCAAGGACUUAAAACAGCUCGCCCAAAAGACAGGACUGACCAAAAGAGUUCUUCAGGUUUGGUUCCAAAACGCACGGGCCAAAUUCAGAAGGAACGUUUUGCGGCAGGAGAAUGGGGGUGUUGAUAAGGCUGACGGCACGUCACUUCCGCCGCCCUCGUCCGACAGCGGUGCUCUGACCCCACCCGGCACGGCCACCACACUAACAGACCUGACCAAUCCCUCAAUCACCGUAGUAACAUCAGUCACCUCUAGUUUGGACAGCCACGAAUCCGGGAGCCCCCCACAAACUACCUUGACAAACCUUUUCUAACACAGAUUUGCUUCUUUUUUUUCUUUCUUUUUUUGUCUCCACCCCCUUUAUUUUCAGAUUCUAUUUUUAUUUUCCAAAACGGAAAACCCUUUGGCGACCACAGAAAGACUUUUGGAAAUGGAAGACGACACCUACUAUCUAUAGCAUUUGUAACCGCGUGGCAGCUGAGUUUGUAGAAACUUGUCACCUGAUUUGUUUUUGUGAUCAGUUGCGAUUCAUUUUAUUUAUAUAAUUUAAGUUUUUACCCGCCAUGUUUAUUAAAAUAAAGUGUGUCAGCAUACAGCACAUGCUAUGUUGGCUACAUAUUUCGGAAGUGGAAUUUAAAUAUAUUUGAGGAUACUUCCAGAAAUAUGUUCAGGAGGCACAUUGGGAAUGUUUCCCAUGCCAAGUGGAUGCUGUAACCUCAAUUUAGAUCUGUUUUGUCACUGACGCUGUACUCUAAUGACAAUUUGAAACAUUAAAUUUGCCACGAUGUGGUGCGAAUCAAUAUUGUUCCCAGUAGGAAGCAUUAUUAAAUUGAAAUGUAUGCUUUUAGCAGACGCUUUUAUCCAAAGCGACUAACAGUGCAUUCAGGCUAACAUUUUUUACCUAUGUGCUGCCUGGGAAUCGAACCCACAACCUUGCGCUGCUAACGCAAAGCUCUACCACAGGAACACUAUUAUUACUGAUUUGUGAAUGCUAAGCAGUAAGUUAAUUAGGGACGACACACAUCACCCCGUUUUGAUUUUUUUUACGUUUUGCCACCAAACAGACCAAAAAAAAGAAGAAAAAAAAUCGGUUGAGGCUCCUCGCUAGGGUGAAACAUUUCCUUCUGUGAUGACAAAUUUGUUCUGUUGUGGAGCAAAGUGGUCCACUUGAUCUACUUCAUGAAGUAGAUGCUUAACUCAGUUCUACUAUGUGCCUUAUGCGACUUGGACGAGAGUUUGUGAAAUUCAGGAGAUACACGUUUGUUUGUUUGUUUGUUUGUUAAAUGAUUUCCAUCUUCUGAAAGCCUCACUAGUUUUGUACUGUUCUGUCUUUCAUCUGAUUUCUUUGCUGAAGAUCUUUUGAAUGGUGUAUUCCGUUACGGGGGGGGCGGCGAUGUCAUAGACGGCAGUUGUGCACUCUUUCAGAACUAGUUGGGAAAUCCGAGAAUCAUAUAUAUUGAUCUUCGUGUUAAUAGUACAGUACGUGUUCUAUCAAGAUUGUCCAUGUUUCCUUGUUUCUUGAAAAAAAGAUGGUGUAUAGAAACUAUUUCCCCUUAAAUAUUUAUGGACCAAACAGUUGUUAUAUCUUAUUAAAUUUGUGUGAAUAAAACUACUUUGCUUUACAA
Molecule: messenger RNA, 2905 nt
Organism: Carassius gibelio (silver crucian carp)
Lineage: Eukaryota; Metazoa; Chordata; Actinopteri; Cypriniformes; Cyprinidae
Gene: lhx9
Product: LIM homeobox 9
Exons: 5
Coding region: 403-1593 (396 amino acids)
Biological process (GO): regulation of transcription by RNA polymerase II; neuron differentiation
Cellular component (GO): nucleus
Molecular function (GO): DNA-binding transcription factor activity, RNA polymerase II-specific; RNA polymerase II transcription regulatory region sequence-specific DNA binding
Source: RefSeq, a predicted model, not a curated record